UAAAUAUAUUACUUAGUAAAUAUAUACAAUAAUUUUUUUUUAUCAAAGACGCUGAAUGGUGGCCUUGUAAAACUUUUGUUUUGACCCAUUCGGCAGCGAAACAGCCAACGACGUCGUAUCAUCAGCGUUAAAAGGCAGUCGGGUCCCGUAUAAGUGUUCACUCACCCAGCGAGCGACUCGGAUCCUUGUACUCACAUUUCAAGCUAACUGUAAACCCUAGACCAAUUUUCGUCGAUCAAGGAAGACACCGAUCAGAUUCAAAAUGGCGAUGGCGGCAUUGAGGCGUGAAGGAAGACGUUUCGCUACACCUCUACUUUCUCCCAAUCCUGCCAAUGCUCUUCGUUCUUCUCUCGUUCCUUACGAGGAACCGGUUUUGUCAGGAGUUCGAUGUAUUUCAACUCAAGUUGUCAGAAACCGGAUGAAGAGUGUUAAAAAUAUUCAGAAGAUUACGAAGGCUAUGAAGAUGGUUGCUGCUUCAAAGCUUAGAGCUAUUCAAACUAGAGCUGAAAAUUCUCGUGGCCUAUGGCAGCCAUUUACUGCACUUCUUGGUGACACUCCUAGUGUUGAUGUCAAGAAGAAUGUUAUUAUUACCAUUUCCUCAGACAAAGGUCUUUGUGGUGGAAUCAAUUCUACAUCUGUCAAGAUAAGCAGGGCUCUGCAUAAGUUGAAUUCUGGUCCUGAAAAGGAAAAUAAGUAUGUUGUCUUGGGGGAAAAGGCAAAGGCUCAGCUGGUGCGAGAUUCGAAAAAGGACAUUGAACUGAUCAUGACUGAGUUGCAGAAAAAUCCUCUUAACUACACACAGGUUUCUGUGAUUGCAGAUGACAUCUUGAAGAAUGUCGAAUUUGAUGCACUGAGGAUUGUUUAUAAUAAAUUCCAGUCAGUUGUCUCAUUUUUACCAACAGUGUCCACUAUUUUAUCUCCAGAGGUUGUGGAGAGGGAAGCUGAAUCUGGUGGAAAGCUUGGAGAGUUGGAUUUAUACGAAGUUGAAGGUGCUGAGACAAAGGGUGAAGUUCUUCAGAACCUCGCCGAAUUUCAGUUUUCAUGCGUUAUGUUCAAUGCAGUUCUAGAGAACGCUACUAGUGAGCAAGGAGCAAGAAUGUCUGCUAUGGAUAGUUCAAGCAGAAAUGCUGGCGACAUGCUUGAUCGUCUCACUCUUACUUACAACAGAACCCGUCAAGCAUCUAUCACCACAGAACUGAUAGAGAUCAUAUCAGGAGCAUCAGCACUGGAGGGUUAAUUGGAUUAGCCACUGCUUUCUCUGACGGAGACAACAAAAGUCUGUAGUCUUUCCUAGCACCCUGAGUUGACCGUUUAUCAGUUUUGUUUUUUGAAUAAUCUCCUGGUUAACUUUAUUUCUGGGAAACAAAUUGGUUUCGCUGUUUCAAAGUAGUCACAAAUACCUUUUCAUUUUUUUUUUGGCUACGGGGCCUGAAUGGCCGUAACUUGUUCAAGAAAAUUUUCUUGAAAAGCCCCUUUGCUUUAAUAUACAUGUUUUUGGUCUGUACUCUGAAACCCGUACCUUUUCAUCAUGUUUCUUCCCUAUGUAAGAUAUUUAAGUCCAGAAUAAAGUGAUUCUAUUAGCCUAAAAAAAUGGCUAUGAAACAUUUACAACCA
Capsicum annuum is the source of this 1614-nucleotide messenger RNA. RefSeq names its product ATP synthase subunit gamma, mitochondrial. Lineage: Eukaryota; Viridiplantae; Streptophyta; Magnoliopsida; Solanales; Solanaceae. The record is from RefSeq and is a predicted model, not a curated record. The transcript has 9 exons. Gene Ontology annotation, molecular function: proton-transporting ATP synthase activity, rotational mechanism. Bases 263 to 1237 code for a protein of 324 amino acids. Gene Ontology annotation, biological process: proton motive force-driven ATP synthesis.